AUGUACUCCAGACGACAAGAAGAUUUAGAAGAAUUUAUUGAAAAAGUAAUAAUUGCCAACGGUCGAGGUGUUUCCAUUAUAAAAAACGUCACCGGAAAUACAAACUGGAGUUUUGGACAAUCAUUAUUCUUUUCGAGUACGAUUGUCACGACAAUCGGUUACGGUCAGGUGGCUCCACUAUCGAAAUUGGGAAAAUUUUUUUGCAUCGCAUAUGGAAUGUUAGGGAUCCCGUUGAAUCUCAUGUUUUUGUCGGCGUCGGUUCAAAGGUUAAUGAUACCAUCGAAUAAUUUAUUAAAUUUAUUAAAUAAUAAUUUAAAUCAUUUAUUUAAACCCCUCGUGAUAAAAAUAAUACAUUUUAUCAUCGUUUCGUUAUCAUUCGUAACAUUUUUUGUUUUUAUACCCGGAGGGAUUUUUAAUUAUUUAGAAUCCGAUUGGGAUUUUAUGGAUUCAAUUUAUUAUUGUUUCAUAUCGUUGACGACGAUCGGUUUGGGGGAUUACGUACCUGGCGAUUCAUUAAAUCAACCUCAUAGAGAUAUUUAUAAAAUUAUAACGACAGGUUAUCUUUUUACAGGUUUGAUUUUUUUAGUUUUUACACUUUCCGUUUUUUACGAAAUCCCACAAUUAAAUUUAGGAAAUUUUUUUUUAAUGGAAUCCGAUGAAAUGAUGCCGACGACGAGGAGAAAACCGGAAGAAAAUUUUGAUAAAUCACGAUGGGAAAAACACGAUCCUUAUGAAUCAUCUAUUUCCGGUUUAAAAUACACUCAAAAUUAA
Molecule: messenger RNA, 771 nt
Organism: Pediculus humanus corporis (human body louse)
Lineage: Eukaryota; Metazoa; Arthropoda; Insecta; Psocodea; Pediculidae
Product: acid-sensitive two pore domain K+ channel dTASK-7, putative
Exons: 5
Coding region: 1-771 (256 amino acids)
Biological process (GO): stabilization of membrane potential; potassium ion transmembrane transport
Cellular component (GO): membrane
Molecular function (GO): potassium ion leak channel activity
Source: RefSeq, a predicted model, not a curated record